GGAGAUUAAAUCCAGGGACACCUCAUCCCCAAUUGCAGGGAGCCACCUGGGUGAGAAAUUGCAAUAAAAGGACGGUCCACAGCAGGCUUGCAUUCCUACGGCUGGUCAGAGGAGGAGGAACGCUGUGUUCUCACUGAGAAAUAGAUCUCUAUCUUCAACUGAAGUCUUCCGGAGGCUAUAAGAAGCCAUCCAAAGUUUUGCCCAUUCAAGGGAAGAGCUUCCCAGAAGAGGAAAUAUUAUUUAUUCGAGUGUCGGUGCAUGAAGAGUCUGCACGCUGCAGAGUGACCAGCGUGUCUCAGCCCUUGGAAAGGAUGGCGAGCUCUUGUGUCCUGUGGCUGGCCUUGGCCUCCUGCAUUCUGACCCUGGCAUCUACACAGCAGCAAAUUUCCACCAGCAGCAACUCCUAUGGACCCGACUUGGAGUGUGGAGCUCCCGGCACGCCAGAGGCCCAAGUCUGUUUUGACCCCUGCAAGAAUUACACCUUCCUGAAUGAAUCUUCCCGAAGCUCAGAGAACACAGAAAGAGGGCAGAUAUGUGACAGCAACCUGAGGGGCUGGUACCGUUUUGUGGGAAAAGGAGGAGUGAGGAUGCCAGAGACCUGCGUCCCAGUGUACCGAUGCCAGACGGACGCCCCCAUGUGGCUGGAGGGGACCCACCCCACCCUCAAGCAGGGCAUCGUCAAGCGCACUGCUUGUGCCCAGUGGAGCGGCAGCUGCUGCCUCUGGAAGACCGAGGUGGAGGUGAAGGCCUGCCCGGGUGGGUACCACGUGUACCGGUUGGAGGGCACCCCAGAGUGUGCGCUGAGCUAUUGCACAGACCCCACCACUGAGGAGCCCAAUUGUGGGAAGGACUGUUACCUGGAGGAUUUUGUCAACGGCACCUGGAACUGUGUCUGCAGAAAAGUCUGCAACAGCUCUGAUGACCAGAGUUUGCAGCCUCAGCUGGACUGUGGGGCCAAGGAGAUCACGCUGACGCUGGACGAGAGUCUGCUGAAAUGCCUGGGUUUGGGGGACAAGGUCAGAGCCUACCUGCGGGACCAUAACUGCAGUAGCAUCAUACAAAGAGGAGAGAAGAGCUCCAUGUCUGUGACCAGCCCUACUCAGGCUGGUGCCUGUGGAAACAUUCUGGAGAGAAAUGAAACCCAUGUCAUCUAUAAAAACACUCUCUUCUUGACCAAUGAUUUCAUCAUCAGAGACAACAUCCUCAUCAACUUCCAGUGCGCCUACCCGCUAGACAUGAAUGUCAGCCCCGAAACUGUCCUGCAGCCCAUUGUAAGCAACCUGACCAUCAGUGUGGACGGGGAGGGAGAGUUCAUUGUCAAGAUGGCCCUCUUCCAAGACCAGAACUACACCUUGCCUUACGAAGGGGAUGAAGUUGUGCUGGACGUUGACUCCAUACUCUAUGUGGGUGCCAUCUUGGAGAGCGGGGACACCUCUCGGUUUAAGCUGCUGUUGAGGCACUGCUAUGCCACGCCCACUGAAAACAGGACUGACGCUCUGAAAUACUUCAUCAUCAAAAAUGGCUGCCCAAAUCAAGAAGAUUCCACUAUCCACGUGGAGCAGAAUGGAGUAUCCUCAGAAAGCCAGUUCUCAGUUCAGCUGUUCAAGUUUGCUGGAGAUCAUGACCUGGUUUACCUGCAUUGUGAGUUUCAUCUCUGCGAUCCCCUUAAUGAAACGUGCAAGCCGUCUUGCUCAGGAAAUCAACUCAAGAGUACAGAAGUGGUUAUCAACUCAGCUCAGGUCCUCGAUUUGGGACCCAUCACUCAGAAACGUACCUCGCCUGAACCUGUCAUGAGCGGAGCCCCCACCACUGCAGGGUUCCUGGUGGCCUGGCUCAUGGUCCUCCUGCCUGUCCUCCUGGCUGGGCUGUUCUGAGAGCUCAGCUGGGCAUCCAGCCUUGAAGCUCACGCUCCUCUGUCUGACAAUGGUUUCCAGCCACCCUUCGGCUCUGCUGGUUCUCUCUCCAAAUCGCAUAGAUAGUCUCAGUGUUAAUAGACUCCAGGCCGGCAGGUUCUGGGAAAAGGGAAGAGCUUUCCCUCGUCUAACGCUCUCAGCGCCUUUGCUUUUCUCUGUUUCUCACGGUGAUGGCCCUGUUGGCCUGGCCCACUUCCUCAUUCAUAAGCAGGAUCUUGAAGGCAAACUUGCUAGGGGCCCCUGUGGCUCCAGCCUUUACCAGAAUGUAGCAUGUGUUUGUAACUACGGGGAAGAGGGGUCAUGUCACUGGGGGGAAGGGGGGAAGGAGGAUGAGCUCGUGAAAGAGACUCCUCCCACGGCUCCUUCCCGAGCACCCCAUGUUGUGACUGCUGACAAACCAAACAGAUCGACUCUUGCUUUCAC
This is a messenger RNA of Equus caballus (horse), 2336 nucleotides long. It is a transcript of the gene GP2, whose product is annotated as glycoprotein 2. The record is from RefSeq and is a predicted model, not a curated record. Gene Ontology annotation, cellular component: cell surface; apical plasma membrane. Gene Ontology annotation, biological process: neutrophil migration. NCBI's taxonomy places the organism in Eukaryota, Metazoa, Chordata, Mammalia, Perissodactyla, Equidae.